This is a messenger RNA of Aspergillus calidoustus, 2475 nucleotides long. The record is from the annotation of a GenBank genome assembly. NCBI's taxonomy places the organism in Eukaryota, Fungi, Ascomycota, Eurotiomycetes, Eurotiales, Aspergillaceae.
AUGGCUAUGCGAGCGAGGCAGAAAAUAAGGGCUCCACGAAAGGGCCUCGGAGCCGCUAGCGGAGCGGAUGCAUUUGAAUCGAAUUGGAAGAAUCUAUCCAGUUCAUUAAAGAGAAUUCACACCAAGAACGCUUCCGAACUAUCCUUCGAGCAGCUGUACCGAGACUCGUAUAACAUCGUGCGGUUCCAGCGUGGCGACGAACUAUACGAGCGGACAAAACAGCUAGAGAAAGAAUGGCUGUGCGAGGAAGUUCAGAAGCAGGUCGUUGGCGGAAUUUCUUCAAGCCUGUUGCUGGCUAAGGAAGUUGUCGAUGUGCAAGACCAAGCGGUGGAAAGGCGGGCGGCUGGAGAGAGGUUUCUGACGGUUUUGAAAGAGGCGUGGGAGGAUCACCAGCUUUGUAUGAAGAUGUUUACGGAUGUCUUGAUGUACAUGGAUCGAAACAUCGCGCAGGACCCUCGAAAAGUCUCUAUAUACUCUGCCGCCAUGGCAUUGUUUCGCGACCACGUACUUCGCGCCCCGAUACAGUCAGACACCACGACGACAGUCGGUGAUGUGCUCAAAUCCACGGUGCUCUUCAUGAUUCAGCUAGAACGAUCAGGGCACAUGAUCGACCGGGCUCUAAUUCGGCACUGCAUCUACAUGCUGGAGGGCCUGUACGAAACGCAGGCGGAGGAAGAAUCAUCCAAGUUAUAUUUGACCUCAUUUGAGCCGGAGUUUUUGGAAACCAGUACGGCUUUCUACAAAGCUGAGGGGCAACGGCUGCUGGAAAUGGCAGACGCUGCCACCUUCUGCAUCGCCGCGUUGGACCGGAUAACGGAAGAAAAAGAACGGUGUCUCUAUACACUUUCGUCUAUCAGCGAACACAAGAUCAAAGAAGUACUGGACAACGAACUGAUUCGGAACAAUCUUGCCGAGGUUAUCAACCUCGAGGGUACGGGAGUCCGGGCCAUGCUGGAUACGGACAGGCUGGAUAUUCUGGGCAGCAUCUACGCCCUUAGUGCACGAGUCGACGCUAAAAAACCGCACCUCACAGCUGCGGUUCAGAAACGGGUCGUCGAAAUGGGCCGAGAGAUCAACACUGCUUCUGUCGCGUUAACUCAGGCGCCUGCUCCUGCAAAGCCGAAUGGCACGGAUACAGGCCAAAAGAAGGAAAAAGAGAAGGAGAAGCCUGUCAACCAGCUCACGUCAUCCGCAAUCAAAUGGGUUGACGAUAUACUCCUGCUCAAGCAGAAGUUCGAUAACAUUUGGCGGCAAUCUUUCCAGUCUGACCAGAUAAUGCAGACCGCUAUAACUGCCAGCUUUUCCGAAUUCAUCAACUCCACGACACGCAGUUCCGAAUUCCUUUCGCUGUUCUUCGACGAGAACCUGAAAAAAGGCAUCAAGGGUAAAACUGAAGCCGAGGUUGACUCUCUGUUGGACAAUGGAAUUACUCUUCUACGCUACGUAAAGGACAAGGACCUUUUCGAAGCUUACUACAAGAAGCACCUCUCUCGCCGGCUGCUGAUGAAACGCUCAGUGAGCAUGGAUGCCGAACGACAGAUGAUAUCAAAGAUGAAGAUGGAAGUCGGCAACCAGUUUACCCAGCGAUUAGAAGCCAUGUUCAAGGAUAUGACCAUCUCGGAGGACCUAACUGGAAGUUACAAGCAGCAUAUUGAGAGGCAAGGCGAUCCCGACGUGAAACGCAUCGACCUAGACAUCAAUGUUCUCACCAGCACCAUGUGGCCCAUGGAGAUCAUGUCGAAUACCAGAGACGGCCAAGUCGAGCUUCCAUGCAUCUUCCCUAGAGAGAUUGAAACCACCAAACACAGCUUUCAGAAGUUCUACCUAAGCAAACACAGUGGCCGCAAACUCUCCUGGCAACCAAGCAUGGGCACAGCAGACAUCCGAGCAACCUUCCAACGAUCCAACGGCAAAACGCAGCGCCACGAACUCAACGUUUCUACCUAUGCCAUGGUUAUCCUCCUCCUCUUCAAUGACAUCCCCACCGGCGAAUCCUUGACAUUUAACGAAAUCCAAGCACGCACCCGAAUCCCCGAUAACGACCUCAUCCGCAACCUCCAAUCACUAGCUGUCGCGCCCAAGACGCGAGUACUCAAGAAAGAUCCUAUGAGCAAGGAUGUCAAACCAACAGACAAAUUCUUUUUUAACAACGAUUUCCAAAGCCCAUUUAUGAAGGUCCGCAUUGGCGUUGUUAGCGGUGGCGCAAACAAGGUCGAAUCGCAGGAUCAGCGCAAGGAAACGGAGAAGAAGAUGAAUGAUGAGCGCGGUGCCAGCAUCGAGGCUGCUGUUGUUAGGAUUAUGAAACAACGCAAGAAGCUCAUUCACUCAAACCUCAUAAGCGAAGUCCUCAGCCAGCUCUCCGCGCGCUUCGUUCCAGACGUCAACAUGGUCAAACGGCGCAUCGAAAGUCUCAUCGACCGUGAAUAUCUGGAGCGUGUCGCCGAGGAUCCUCCGACAUACGGCUACGUUGCAUGA